AUGGCCGCGCAGAUGCUCCGCCGGUGGAAGAGCUUCUACGGCGCCUUCGACGCCGUGGACGCCGCCAUCAAGGCCGCCGACCCAGACCAAUUUUCACGCCACGUGUUCCAGCGCGCGAGGGGUGACCUGGUGCUAGGGCUCUGCAACGCCGCCGCCGACGACCAGGCGGAGCGUAUCUGCGGGAUUCUCGACGACCUCAUGGCAGAGUCUCUCGAGACGCUCAGGGUGGUUCCAUCAACGCCAGAGACGCCCAUCUCCACGGAACUCGCCGAGUCUGUGCGCGCGCUGCGGGAGCACGACUCGGAGCGCGUCCGCCUCCUCGCGCGCGGCCUCGUGAGCGGGUGGGAGGCCUCCGUCCAGGACGACGUCGUCAAGGUCACACCAGCCAUGCCAAUGAAGAAGCCCAAGGCGACCGUCGGCCAGCAGCAGCGUGCCUGCGCCGAUCCUGACGUGAAGACGAAGCGACCUCCCAAGGCAGAAAUCAUCAAAAAGGUGUCCGAUCCUGCCGCCGGCUUCGUCGACGGUGACCGUGCCGGGUUCUGCUCGGAGGACAAGAUGGAAGCCGCAAAGCGCAAGCUCCGGCAAGGUUACCAGGAAGCAGAGGACGCGAAACGGCGGCGCAGGACGCAGUUGGUGCAGGCGCCCAAGAUGAUGCAGCCCGCGUCUCAGAUGCGGCCAACCAGGAGGUGCAGCAGCUCGAUGGUGAAGAAAACCUUCUCGAUCAGGACGCAGCUUCACAUCGCUUAG
Triticum turgidum subsp. durum (durum wheat) is the source of this 747-nucleotide messenger RNA. The record is from the annotation of a GenBank genome assembly. Lineage: Eukaryota; Viridiplantae; Streptophyta; Magnoliopsida; Poales; Poaceae.